Thamnophis elegans (Western terrestrial garter snake) is the source of this 741-nucleotide messenger RNA. It is a transcript of the gene SPACA9, whose product is annotated as sperm acrosome associated 9. Gene Ontology annotation, cellular component: sperm flagellum; ciliary base; acrosomal vesicle. The record is from RefSeq and is a predicted model, not a curated record. NCBI's taxonomy places the organism in Eukaryota, Metazoa, Chordata, Lepidosauria, Squamata, Natricidae.
AUGAAUGAAAUCAAGGAAAGCCUUCGGAGCAUUGAACAGACGUAUAAAAUCUUCCAACAGCAGCAAUUCACUUUCAUCGCUGCCCUGGAACACGUCCGAGAGAACGCCCACGAUAAAAUUAAACCCGUGUCCAGCAUCGGGCAGGUGCAAACGUACAUGGACCACUAUUGCAACAACACGACUGACAAGCGUAUCCUGCUGAUGUUUCUGAACAUCUGCUGUGAGCUGCACCAGCUUUGCCAACGGCUGGAGUGCCUGCAUCCUGGAAGCACCACCAACGCCAUCUUGGAGAAAUGCAAGACCUACGUCAGCCACAGCAAUGAUCUCAGUGGCCUCCGGGCUAGUAAAUAUCCUCACGACGUGGUGAACCAUCUCAGCUGCGACGAAGCCCGGAACCAUUACGGGGGCGUGGUCAGCCUCAUCCCCAUCGUCCUGGACUGCAUGAAGGAGUGGGUGGCUCACACGGAGAAGCUUCCCCGGAACAUGCUGCAGAGCGUGAGUGCCCGCAAAGCUGCCAUCCUCCAGCAGAUAAACUUGCCAACUCGGACCAAGAAGGGCUUUGACCUCUCAGGGCGGCCUACAUUUGUCACCGAAGCUUGCCAGACUAAGCUUAGCUUGCUGGAGGCUCAGAAGCGGGAGAAUAGGCGGGCGGCUAAAAUAAAACAGAUGGGCGGCCUAGGGCGAGCCAUUCGAAAAUUCCUCGACGGUCCCUGGAAACCGCCUGGUAAAAAUGCUUUUUGA